Molecule: messenger RNA, 2884 nt
Organism: Maniola jurtina (meadow brown)
Lineage: Eukaryota; Metazoa; Arthropoda; Insecta; Lepidoptera; Nymphalidae
Gene: Sardh
Product: sarcosine dehydrogenase, mitochondrial
Exons: 16
Coding region: 93-2837 (914 amino acids)
Cellular component (GO): mitochondrion; mitochondrial matrix; cytoplasm
Molecular function (GO): sarcosine dehydrogenase activity; protein binding
Source: RefSeq, a predicted model, not a curated record
UUCAAAACAAACGGUUAUUUAACCCUCGAUCGUGGGAGGUGAGACAUCUUAAAGUGUAAUUUGUAACAUAGUUAAAUAAGAUUUUAAUUAAUAUGUUUAAAGUUAUAACAGACAAAUGCAUUAGAAGCAAAGCAGUGAAGUAUUUGAAUAGUUUUAGGAAUACCAGUAGACCGUAUGCAACAAGCAAUGAAGUUGUCACUUCGGCUGAUAUUGUUGUUAUUGGCGGCGGUAUCGCUGGAUGCAACACCUUAUACCAACUUACCAAGAGAGGGGUGAAUGCAGUGCUUCUAGAAGGAAACAGGCUAACGAGUGGGACAACAUGGCACACAGCGGGUUUAGUAUGGUCACUCAGACCUAGCGAUUUGGAGGUGAGAUUAUUGGAAGACUCUAGAAAAGUGUACAGUGCUCUAGAAGAGGAGUCUGGGGACUACGCGGGAUGGAUCAACAACGGCGGCAUGUUUAUAUCACGUAGUAAGUUACGCACGGAAGAAUAUUUACGGCUUCAUACUUUGGGAAAGGCGAUGGGAGUGCCGAGUGAAGUCCUAGAUCCAAAUGACGCCCAGAAGUUAUUCCCACUUCUGGAUCCAUCAGUAUUUAAAAUGGCCCUUUACUCGCCUAUGGAUGGUACUAUAGACCCGGCAAUGGCAUGCAAUGCGCUUGUUAAAGUAGCGACUAAAAAUGGUGGAAAGAUAUAUGAAGACUGUCCUGUGAUUGACAUACAUUAUGCGCACAAUAUAUUUGGGAACAAAGAGGUGACUGGUGUACAUACAGAUAAAGGAUUUAUUAGAACCAAAUGUGUUGUGAACUGUGGAGGUGUUUGGGGUCCACGGAUAGCAAGAUACGCAGGAGUGCCAUCAUUGCCCAUAGUUCCGUUUAAACACGCUUACGUGGUUUCCGACGCUAUACCAGAGAUCCGUGGCUGUCCAAAUAUACGAGACCACGACGUUAACUUGUAUUUCAAGAUACAGGGAGAAAGUUGUAACAUUGGUGGAUAUGAAAUGAAUCCUAUUAUGUUGGAUCAGGUUUCAGAUAGUCAACACUUCCACCUGUACGAUCUGGACUGGGACGUUUUCAGCGUCCACAUGAACAGUGCGACGUCCUUAUGUCCGAAACUCGGCAACGUUGGUGUUAAAAGCACUGUUUGCGGACCGGAAUCCUUCACUCCUGACCAUAAGCCGUUAUUAGGCGAAGACCCUAAUGUAUUCGGUUUAUAUCACAACUGUGGCUACAAUUCAGCCGGCAUGAUGUUUUCGGCGGGCUGUGGUAUACAGCUGGCGGAAUGGAUUUUAAGUGGAAGACCCGAUUACAAUAUGUUCACAUUCGACGUGUGUCGGUUCACACCAGGCCAACUAUCCCGACCGCAUUGGGUGCGCGAGAGCAGCCACGAGUCAUACGUCAAGAACUAUAGUGUGGUGUUCCCCAAUGAUGAGCCACUCGCUGGAAGGGACGCGAGUCAUGACGCGUUGCAUCAAGAGCUUAUUGAUGAUGGUGCUGUGAUGCAGGCUAGAGCCGGCUGGGAACGACCCGGUUUCUUCAUGUUAGGGGAAAAGAUUCGAGUCCAGCAGUACGACUGGGGCGGCGUCAACGACUACCCUCGCAAUUUGGAUACCCGUUACGAAGAAGUUCUUAAAGGAGAUUAUACAUUCGGAUUUUCGAAACAUCAUGACUUGAUCGGCGCGGAGGCUUUAGCGUGCAGGAAUGCCGCAGCGAUGUUCAAUAUGUCAUACUACGGCAAGCUGUACCUGACCGGCCCCGACGCACAGAGAACUGCCGAACUGGCAUUCACCGCUGAUUUGUCCAAGGAAAAGAACAGGAUUGUGUACACUCUUCUCUUGAAUGAGAAGGGAGGUGUGGAAGCCGACUUGACUGUCAGCAUCCUUGACGGAGGCCUGGGUUCGCUACACGAACCUAUAUUUAAAGGUCGCGGAUACUACUUGGUGACUUCGGGUUUUAGUGCGAACCACACUUCGUCCAUACUCCGCCGUGUCAUACACAAGUACAAGCUCCGCGCCAACAUCACCGAUGUCACAAAGCAACUCUGUAUUCUUGCAAUACAAGGGCCUGAUAGCCAACGCAUUCUCCAACGGUACACCGACGCUGGUUUGUCCAACGACGCGUUUCCACUAUACACUCACCGCAGCAUAGGAGUCACUAAGGCACCUAAUUCCCCUGACAAUAAGACCUAUACUUGUCGAGCACUGCGCGUGUCAUGGGCGGGGGAACUAGGCUGGGAGCUGCAUAUACCUUCCUCACACGCCAUACAAGUCUAUAAAGCCUUGCGGCAGGCGAAGGGACUGAGGAACGCCGGAUGGAGGGCAUUGACGUCGCUCAGUGCUGAGAAAGGUUUUCACUUAUGGAAUUCUGAUUUGAGGACAGACGAUAACCCAAUAGAGUCAAACCUGGGGUUUGCAUGCCGCAAAGAUGGCGAGUAUAUCGGCAAUGAAGCUGUAUCAAAAGCGAAAAAGAACGGAGUUACCAAAAAAUACGCUUACUUCACUCUUGAUGAUAAGAUACCGUUGUUUGGCCAGGAAGCUAUAUUCAGGAAUGGUGUGCCAGUUGGAUAUGUUCGAAGAGGAGAUUAUGCAUUUUUCCUGGAUCAGCCCCUAGGCAUAGGCUAUGUAUCCAAUAAUGGGUCAGUAGUUACAAAUAAUUACCUUCAAGAUGGCAAUUACGAAAUUGAAGUUAUGGGCAAGCGGUAUAAAGCCAACUUGCAUCUAAGAUCGCCAUUUGACCCAACAGGGCAAAGAUUGCUAGGAAAUUAUGGGGCUCUGGGUAUGGAUGAAAAUACGCAUGAACCACACGCUGGACAAAAUGAAAGAGCAGGAGGUAGCGAAUAGAUUAAUAAUGUGAUCUCAAUAAAGAAUAAUUAGCCGAUAAAAAAUGA